UCCGCCGCCUGCCGGAUCAAUGCUGGGCUCUCCACCCCUCUCCCUCGUCUUCCUCCUCCGAGGACGCAGCUGGGCACCGAGACAACUUCUCUUCGACCUCGUCGUCGCAACCACCGAGGAUUUGAGUUUUGUUUUGGCCUUCGCUCGCCGGGGACGGUCCCCGUCGCCCUGGCGCGGCUCUUUCCUCGUUGGGAUUAACGCGGCGCAGGGUGCCAUGAAAGUGACGGUGUGCUUCGGGAGGACCGGGUGGUCGUCCCGUGUGGAGAUGGGAAUAUACAAGUCCACAGCCUCAUCGAGGCAGGCGGCCAUGAGGUACAAGAAGGCGAUCGCGAAGGACCCCAGCUACUGGGUCCAGGUCCACAGGUUGGAACAUGGAGAUGGAGGCAUUUUGGACCUGGAUGACAUGCUGUGCGAUGUGGUGGACGACAAAGACAGGCUGGUAGCAGUAUAUGAAGAGCAGGAUCCUCACAAUGGAGGUGACGGUACCAGUGCCAGCUCCACCGGUACGCAGAGUCCGGAUCCCUUCGCCAGUGACAUGAGUUCAGCACCGACCUUUCAGCCCUGCCAGGCACCCAGUGAGAUCGAGGUCAACCUGUUCUCACUGCGAUCCAACAUGCCUCUCCAUGUGCGUCGCAGCAGUGAUCCCUCCUUGGCCGGCCUUCCUCUGGGCGAAGUCCCGGUCGGUCCAGAGGAACCUUCCAGAAAGAACCCAACUCGCCGGUCCACAACGGCUGGCUUCCAAAAGCACAACCCCAAACCAAACACAAGCACGGGCAGCCUGGAACAAAAGGGUAGAGGAGGCCACGCCUAUCGGAGUCUUCCUCGUGACGCGAGUGGCUGGACCACUCAGUUCCAGAGAGAAAUGACUCGAUCGUCCCUGAGCGCCAACCAUCCGAUGGUGGACCAAUGGCUGGACAGACAGGAAGAGGAGGAGGAGGAAGAGCGAAGGAGACAGGAAAGGAGGAUCAAAAGGAUAGAGCCAGUAGGGAGGGCCGAUUCCUCAUUGGAAUAUUCGCAUGUGUUCAAUCUAGCAGGCCUGCUCAAGCCGGUCGAGGUGUCCAACGGAGGAGGGCCCCUGGGGAUCCACGUAUUGCCCCUCAGUUCACAGGAUGCCAGGACUCAGGGCUUGCUGGUGAAGCGUCUGGAGCAUGGGGGGAAAGCCGAGCAGGAGCGUCUCUUCCAGGAGAACGACUGCAUUGUCAAAAUUAAUCAGGGAGACAUUCGCCACCUGCGCUUCGAACAAGCCCAGAACAUUUUCAAGCAGGCGAUGCGUGGCACGGUCAUCCUCUUCCACGUGGUCCCGGCAGCCAUGAAGAGGCAGUACGAGCUGCUGAUGGCCCAGACCGAGCUCAGCCCGGCCCAGCCCAACAGAGUCCGCUUCAGCCAAGUCUCCCUGCAGUUGGGGGAUAGUGCCAGCCUGGUGGGGGGGGCGAUGCCCAGAUCUGGACCACAACCAGGCGUCAACCACGACCACCAGGGACCCCUGGCAGGAAGCACCCCCGAGCCGAACCGACGGUACGCCACCUUACCCCACACCUUGGUCGCCAGGACCUCUUCAGUCACCUCCCCCUCCCUGCAGCGCAGGAUAAGCACAAACCUGUCCGCCAGCUCCUACACAAAGAACAAAGGACGCAGAUUCAACAUCCAGCUGAAGAAAGGUCCAGAGGGUCUCGGGUUCAGCAUCACAUCCAGAGACGUACCAAUCGGUGGCAGUGCUCCCAUUUAUGUCAAAAACAUCCUUCCUCGAGGGGCCGCCAUCCAAGAUGGCCGAUUGAAAGCUGGAGACCGGCUGUUGGAGGUCAGUGGAGUGGACCUGAAUGGCAAGAGCCAGGAGGAGGUGGUGGCCCUGCUCCGAGCCACGGCCAUGGGCGGGACUGUGAACCUGUUGGUGAUCCGGCCUGAGGACUCGCUGCUGCCCCGAGAAGUGCAUUCAGAGGAAGAGGACAUGGUGUUAACCCCAGACGGUACACAAGAGUUCAUGACCUUUGAGAUCCCUCUGAGUGACUCAGGCUCGGCAGGCCUGGGGGUCAGCGUCAAGGGUAACCGGUCCAAGGAGAACCACGCGGACUUGGGCAUCUUUGUGAAAUCCAUUAUUAAUGGAGGGGCUGCUAGCAAGGAUGGCCGUCUACGGGUCAACGACCAGCUAAUUGCAGUCAACGGGGAGUCACUGCAUGGGAUGACCAACCAGGACGCCAUGGAGACACUGCGCACAUCCAUGUCCGUCGAGGGCAACAAGCGGGGAAUGAUUCAGCUCAUCGUGGUCCGGCACGUGUCCAAAAACAAUGAGGAAGCCCCUGCCAGCCCUCCGGUUCGUGAGCAUCCUGUGAACUCUCUACUGGAAAACCACGAGCGCCGCAUUUCCAACUCUGUGUAUGAGACCAUUGAAGACGUGGACAGCAACUCCCCGUCGCUAGCUAAUAUGAUCGGACGCAUUGGUAACUUCCGGCUCUCUCCGACGGUGAACAUGCCUCAGGAUGACGUUGUGAUGAUCGAAGACGAUAGGCCGCCCCUGCUUCCUGCCCAUCUCUCCGACCAAUCGUCCUCCAGUUCCCAUGAGGACAUGGGCUUUGUGGGAGACGGCCCGGUGUCCUGGGUCCACGAGCUGGCCAGUCAGAAUGAAUGCUCGCUCAGCCCAGACGCAGACGCCGACCCUGACGACUCGUUCCAGAGGGAGGGCUUCGGCCGCCAGAGCGUGUCGGAGAAACGCACCAAACAGUAUGAAAAUGCAGCUGAGCUGGAGAUCGUCAAGACGCGCAAGUCCAAGAGCAUGGAUCUGGGUGUCGCAGAACAAAUCCUUGGACCCUCGCUGGGCAUGAAAAAGUCCAGCUCUCUUGAAAGCCUCCAGACGGCCGUUGCCGAGGAGACGCUGAACGGCGAGAUCAACGCUAAAAGGGCGCGCUCGCGGAUCGCCAGGGGCCGCGGCUGCAAUGAGAGCUUCCGGGCUGCAAUCGACAAAUCAUACGAGAAACCUGCCGUCCCAGCGGCAGAAGAGGAGAACAGCGCAGAGACAUUGGACGAGGACACCGAGGGAAGUUCCAGAUCGGGCCACGAGUCAAUGUCCACCAGCGGCGACCUCACUGCGGGACCCGGGCUGAACGGCACCCCCUACAAAGAUGACAGGCAGAGGGAUCAGGACAGGGUUGGGGGAAAGGAGAAGAAGAAAGCCGAAAGGGACAAAGAGAGGGAGAAGGACAAGAGCAAAGCCAAGAAAGGCGUGCUGAAGGGCCUGGGCGAGAUGUUCAGGUUCGGAAAGCACCGGAAGGAUGAGCGGCCGGGAGACAGGAUGGAGAGGAAGGGCUCCAGUAAAUCUAAAGCUGAGGACAUGCAGGCGUCAGAGGAGGAGACCAUGCGAAUGAGGCUGGAGCAAGAGAGAAUACAGGCCAAGAUGCGGGAGCUUCGGGAGAAGCAGGCAAAGGAGAGGGAAUAUGCCGAGAUCCAAGAUGUUGUCAGCGGUGCCUUCAGCUCAGAUGAGGAGCACACCUAUGCCGGCAUCGGAUCGUUGGACUCGUCGGUGGACAGCAGCAGCAUGGAGCCCUACAACCACCACUACCAUCUCACCCAGAGUCCCCAGAGUCCUCACCUUCCCUUGAGCCGACAGGACAACGGUCCACCACUGGAGCCCCUGUAUGCCCAGGUCAACAAGCCACGCAACGGACGCCCGGCAGCUCCAGACAGCAGUCACAUGGCUCCCAGUAACCACGACCGGAUACAAAUGCUGAGGAGCGAGUUCCAGCAGGCCAGGCAGGAGGACGACGUGGAGGACCACAGGCACACCUACCAGUCCUGGGUGAGCAACGGGACGGAGACGCCAAGCGGCCGCCAUUCGGUAACAGUUGAGGCUCAGCAGCCAGAGGACAGAGAUGGUUUCCAACAAGCACAAAGGCAGUACAACUCCCUGCCACGGCAACCUCGAAAGUACCCCAGCACGGCGUCCCAGGACUCGUGGGACAAGGUGGACAUGCCAGCAGAGGGAUUCCAGACACCCAAGGAGAACCCCCGCUACUCCGGCAGCCAUGGAUCACGUAACGGCUACCUGGCGACGUCCGGCUUCAACGCCCGUGUCCUGUUGGAGACCCAGGAGCUGCUGAGGCAGGAGCAGAGGCGCAGAGAGCAGCAGGCCAGCAAGACCAGGCCGCCUCCCAUGCCGGAGACCCCCGGCGGCGGCGCCUACGACCACGGCAGAGACCACGCUCAGGCCCCAGGCCCCGCCCCGGUGAUGGCCCCACCUCAGUCCAAGGGCCCCUACAGACAGGACGUACCCCCGUCGCCCUCUCAGCUCGCCAAGCUCAGCAGGCUCCAGGGUUCAGAGAAAGGGAGGCUUUUUUACUCCUGAGACAGUGACGAGACUUCUGGGCGAUAAGGAUUGAUUCUCAGGAGUAUUGACAGGGAAAAUCUCAAAGAGGGAAAUGUGCGCUUUAUGAAAUGACUGUUAAUAUGUAAAACUAAAAAAAUUCAUUAUUUUUAAUGAUAUGAACCAUUAUCCUUUUUAGUUGCAUCAAAAAGAAAUGAGAUGUUUUACUGUCCAGAGUCGUGAUCUUCUGACUAUGUGUAAAAGUGCCUUCUAGUCCACCGAUUGUUCCCAUUCGGUCAGCCGAUUGUUCCCCUUCAGUCAGCUUUGAGACUUCCGUCCGAUACGUUCACAGGGGCCAGACGUCAGACAUGUCGGCGGGGGGCUCAUGUGAGUGUGUAGUUUGUGUGCACGUAUGCUGGCAGGAUGUUGGCAUGUGGUGACAAAGUGUGGAGGUUAAGCAGCGUGUGUGAACUGUGGAGUUAGAGUUUGGGAUUAGAGCAUGACGCUCACUCCACCCUCGCUGUCCCCUUUGGUUUCAGAUACUUACCCAGAGCGU
This is a messenger RNA of Cyclopterus lumpus (lumpfish), 4847 nucleotides long. RefSeq names its product partitioning defective 3 homolog. Gene Ontology annotation, cellular component: cell cortex; adherens junction; apical plasma membrane. Gene Ontology annotation, biological process: intracellular protein localization; establishment or maintenance of epithelial cell apical/basal polarity; cell adhesion. NCBI's taxonomy places the organism in Eukaryota, Metazoa, Chordata, Actinopteri, Perciformes, Cyclopteridae. Gene Ontology annotation, molecular function: phosphatidylinositol binding; protein binding. Bases 20 to 4333 code for a protein of 1437 amino acids. The record is from RefSeq and is a predicted model, not a curated record. The transcript is spliced from 24 exons.